Messenger RNA from Daphnia carinata, 2815 nucleotides. RefSeq lists its product as uncharacterized. Gene Ontology annotation, biological process: cell surface receptor signaling pathway; G protein-coupled receptor signaling pathway. The record is from RefSeq and is a predicted model, not a curated record. Gene Ontology annotation, cellular component: membrane. The transcript is spliced from 6 exons. Lineage: Eukaryota; Metazoa; Arthropoda; Branchiopoda; Diplostraca; Daphniidae. Gene Ontology annotation, molecular function: G protein-coupled receptor activity. Bases 27 to 2456 code for a protein of 809 amino acids.
UUUCGCCAACCUCCGACGACAGAAGAAUGGCCGAACUCAUUCGCCAAUUGGUGUGGACUAUUCUAUCGCUUUGUGCGCUCUCCUUCUGGCUGAAUGUGUCCAUGUUAAUCGAGUGGUCGUCGUUAACCGACAACAUAGGCAUCGAAGUGAACAGAUGUAGUCAGCAAAUGAAUCUCUGCCGACAUCGCUACCCUCUCCUCCAAGACCCGAUUGUUCACUCUGCUGGCACCGUGUUUGCUGGACCCGACUGGAACACAAGCGCCGUCGGUGACGACGCCGAUUCAUUCGGCCGAUGUCGCUGCGACGUUGAUUGCGCCCUCUACGGCGAUUGCUGUGCGGAUGCGGCGGCCGUGUACGAUAGUCAUCCGAAAGAUAGGCUAUCAUCUCCAUGGACGUGUUUACCUAUGGCUACGGAGACGGAUCGCUACACGUCCAGCCAAAAAUUUUACAUGUACAUGAUCGGCAGUUGUCCAACGGAUUCGACCAAUCACGAUGAUUCAGUGAUUGCCUUGUGUCAUCGACGAAUGGAUACGCAAUCCAGCCAUCAUCAAUACUCUUACCUGAUGGAUAUCCCCGUGUUAUCGUUGACCACCAACAGAACGUAUGCCAAUAUUUACUGCGCGCAAUGUCAUUCCGAUACGCGUCGUUUAGCACCGUGGAACGUAUCCAUUCAUUGCAACAAUGACUUUGACAAUUUGAACGUGACCAGAGAUCAAAUGUUUCUCGACGAACAUUAUCAUCCGGGAACCAGGAGUUGGGUUUUACACCAAAGAUACGUGACCAUCAGUUGCGUCCUCACCAUCGACCAGUUUAACCACCCCGUUAAUUACCUCAAGUCCGCUGGUGGUAGGCACUGCGUUCCAAUCAUGAACGAUUGUUUAUCUGACUGGAAAGACACUGCCGAGGGUCAUCAUUGCGAUGUUUACACUCUUUACGUUGAAACCUCCGCCGUAGAGGUUCCCAAAAAUCCUCACUGCUCUGACCGCGUUCUACAUUCUUUUUCGAUCGUCAUGGACUUCAAGUUCGGAGGAAUUCAAAUUAGCAAAGAGAAGACGUGUGGCCCUAACGAGAUAUACGAUGGCUUGCACGAUACUUGUCACGCAGUUACGUGCGAUGCCGCGUUUUCGCAACAAGCUCCUGGUAUCUGCUCGCCACGUCGACAGCACAAGAGCACCAGCAAUUCUUCGUUAAGCACACGGUGCUCUAAAGUGACGCUAAUCAAGGAUGUUCCUUACUACUCGCUGGGUAACGGAACUCUGGUGUUGAACGGCACGGGCGAUAUGCUCCGACCAAGCGAAUACGAACUGGGUCAGAACGGCAUCAUCCACAUAUGCGAGAACGAAUCACUUGAUAGAUUCUUGAAUGAACUCAAAAACUAUCUCAGAUAUUCUUACGCCCAACGUUAUUUGUCCAACGUUUGUUUAACCAUCAGCGUCAUUUGUUUAGCGUUGCACAUUGGGAUCCACAUCGCCCUACCAAAACUACGUAACGUGCCCGGCAAGAAUUUGCUUUCGCUUUCGUGUACCCUUUUCCUUGGCCAGUUGCUCUUCCUGACGGGCGUUGGAGCACGAAAUUCGAUCGGUUAUGGCCCGUGUGCCGCAAUAGGAGUCCUGAUUCAUUGGUCACUCAUGGCCGCUUUCUUCUGGAUGAACAUAAUGGGUUUUGACAUGUGUCGGACAUUUGCUGGAUCGCAAAUCAAACCCCACUUGCAAUUCCGCGCAUCCGUACAAAGAAGGAGAACAACGUUUCGUUCAUAUUCACUUUACGGCUGGAGCUGCCCGACUUUCAUUGUCGCCAUCGCAAUGCUGGUCGAUUUCACCGAUAUAACGGACGGCAGAUGGGCGCCUAAUUACGGAACUCAUCAAUGCUGGAUAUGCAAUAAGAACGGACUGGGACUCUUCUUCAUCUUACCAAUGGCUGUCCUGCUAGCGGUGAACUUCAUGUUCUUCUUGCUGACGGCUUGGUCGAUCGUGAAACAAUGGAGGGAGACGCAAUUUGCCAUGCGCAAAAAUCAAACGUGUCAACGAUCAAAUGCAAUUGGCAAUUUUUUGGAUAGUCUCAAGUUGACUGACACGAUCUAUCAUAGCAAAAGGAAGUCGUACAUGAGCCGUUUGCGCACGCGAUUCUUCCUCUACGUCAAACUGGGUACCAUCAUGGGACUCGGAUGGGUCUCCGGUCUCAUCGCUGCAAUGGCCGACGUACCUGCGCUCUGGUAUCCAUUUAUCCUGUUCAAUACUCUACAAGGAACGUUUAUAUUCUUGGCUUUCGAUUGCAAACGUAAAGUCUAUUACAUGGUGUACGAGGUAAUCACUAGACGGCCUCAUCCGUCAAACUUGUCAUCCAGUCAUCGAUGUUCCACCACAGCAUCUACUAAAUUACAAGCAGCACGUCGCAUAUCGGCUCAAACACCUCAAGCUAUUUACAGUAAUCAAGAAUGCCCGAAUGAGACGGUAUGAGAGUAGGAAGAAACAAACAGAGGUUGACCAAUCAAAGAAGCAUUCUUUACCUGGGUUAAUGCCUGGAGAUGUGACAAGAUAGGCCAUGCCCUGUAUCAUGGUUAUACACACUAAAGGCCGCUUCUCCGGAAUAUUUUUCCUUACAGAGAGGCGUAUGAAUCCGAGCGAACACACUUCUUUUCGCGUUUCUUCUGAAUUCAAGAGCCGAAAAUGGAAUGAGUCAGACAUUCUGAUGGAAAACUGUUUCCCGGAGCCGUACUUUUAUGCCCGCAUUGAAUUCUGGAUGAAGGUCAACUUAACUGCGCUAUGUCGUAUAACAUAAUCAGCUAUUUACGUAUUGAAUUGCAAGAGUGUAUUGU